Molecule: messenger RNA, 851 nt
Organism: Aspergillus steynii IBT 23096
Lineage: Eukaryota; Fungi; Ascomycota; Eurotiomycetes; Eurotiales; Aspergillaceae
Exons: 1
Coding region: 65-781 (238 amino acids)
Source: RefSeq, a predicted model, not a curated record
CGUUGCUUGUGAUGCCCCAAGUGAAACCAAAAUUACCUCCCGAGGGCCCGUCUCAGAUAAAAGAAUGGGAUUUAAAAUACCGCCUGCGAGACGGGAAUUGCUGACCAAUGGACGAACCGAUUCCGCCAAUUUUAUGUCAAUCAUUCAACGCCACUUGCGCAGAUUCGAAAUAGUCGGCCUUAAUCGAUCCCCUCAGGGGGGUCACCGUAUUGUCCGUACGUCGCGAGGAGGUCCAUAUAAAUGGCAAAUGCUUACUCGGGACGGUUCGAAUGACUACCGGGAGCCCCUAUCAAGGAGAGAGUCAUCCUUCCCAUUCCAUCUUUAUGAAGUUACGAAUGAUGUACCUAUGAACCUAUUCCGUACGAACAAGGGUCGUGCCCAAGAGGCAACACGGUGUCCCUUCCUACGCGGGACAUGUCAUAAGUACGUUGAAGAUCGAUUGCGUCGCCCCGACGUCGGAAACACCAUAUCGAGCAGGAGGGAGCGAUUUGAGGGGGAACCAGACGACUCGAAGGGGGAGGACUGGAGGAGAGAAUUUGCGGCGGUGGACCCGAUCAUUCGAUCUGUGACGUCCGAACGGGAAAGGCCUGAAACUAGGGGCUCUCCAAGUGGGGGGCGGUUAUCAGUGGGAGGUGCUUCCAUUCCAUUUCAUUCUCAUCCACCCUGGAAGGCGGUGGAAUGCAGUUGGAUUUCUUUCCAUGCGAUCGACUCGCCCGUCCGUUCAGAUAGAAAACCCAACAGGUGGCAAGAGCGCCAAUGUUCGGGGUCCCAACGCAUUUAGAAGACUCCUACUCCGUGCGACACAGGUACCUACCUAUCAGGUUGUCUCCGUACUACAUAAUACAUAAUAG